Cyclospora cayetanensis is the source of this 687-nucleotide messenger RNA. RefSeq names its product 40S ribosomal protein S15. Gene Ontology annotation, biological process: ribosomal small subunit assembly; translation. NCBI's taxonomy places the organism in Eukaryota, Apicomplexa, Conoidasida, Eucoccidiorida, Eimeriidae. The coding region runs from base 1 to 687 and encodes 228 amino acids. The record is from RefSeq and is a predicted model, not a curated record. Gene Ontology annotation, molecular function: structural constituent of ribosome; RNA binding. Gene Ontology annotation, cellular component: cytosolic small ribosomal subunit; ribosome. The transcript has 4 exons.
AUGCAGAACAGAGGAACGCAGCCCACUAUGAGCAAUCCAGAGCUAAUCAGCCUUAACCUGUCUCUGGCUAAACGACGGCAAUUAUGGGAAGUGUACGUGACGAUACCACAAAACAGCACACUUUCAGGCGAGAAUUUGACCGAAGUGUCAUUGGCCGUGGGGUUAGGGCUGGCUCUCCCCAGACCCGUAAAUGCGGAAAGAGGCUGCGGGGCUAUUGGUUUCAAAGUUUCAGCUUUUGAAGUCUUGGUGGCGGAAGACGCGUCGGCACCCCGCAAGAGGACGUUCCGCACGUUCUCCUACAGGGGCGUAGACCUAGAAAAGCUGGUGACGCUUCCCCUGGACAAGCUCGUCGAUUUGCUCAGGGCUCGGCAGAGGAGAAAGUUUAGCAGGGGGAUCAACAUGAAGGCUCUGCCUUUGAUGAACAAGUUGAGAAAUGCGAAGAAGCACCUGCCUUAUGGAGAGAAGCCGCCUGUUGUCAAUACUCAUCUCAGGAAUGUCGUGGUGGUGCCGGAGAUGAUCGGCUCGGUAAUUGGAAUCUACAACGGCAAGCAGUUCAUCAAUGUAGAAAUUAAGCCAGAGAUGGUUGGCUACUACCUCGGAGAGUUUUCAAUGAGCUACAAGCCCGUGCGCCACGGAAAGCCGGGCAUUGGCGCUACACACUCUUCUCGUUUCAUUCCUCUAAAGUAA